AUGACGUGGGUGUCAAGUCCGCGGACUCAGCCUCCGAUGUGGGCUCCCCUGAAGCCGUGUGUGACCAACAUAUUCCUAGUGAACCUCUCUGUGGCGGACCUGCUAGUGACAUUGUUCUGCAUGCCGGUGCAGAUCGCGAAGGCGGUCACCGUGCUCUGGUACUUCGGCGAGGUCAUGUGCAAGACUCUCAACUUCUUGCAAGGAGUAGCUGUAGCAUCAAGCGUCUUCACGAUCACUGCCAUGUCGGUGGACCGAUACUUGGCCAUCACGCAGUCCCUGAGGCAGCCGUGGAUGCCGUCGAGGCGUGGCGCAUGCGCACUCCUCGCCGCCCUCUGGCUCGUGGCGUUUGCAAUCUUCGCCCCACUGCUAGCAGUGGCGGCUGUGGAGCGAGAACGAGUCCCCCUACUGUCUCGCACAAGGAAUGGAUCGACAGCUACAUCAGGUAAACGACCUGAUCAUCUGCAGUCGUUUCUCAAUAACAUAAAGAAAAAAGAACUUGUCCCGUCGCGAAAGGCAAAACUAUUCCUUAAGAGCCAAGCCACGAAGUCGCCGCCGAAGCGGUACCGCGAGCGGUUUUAUGUCAGCAGCGACGAGAGAGCGAGACACAUAUACGGGAGAAUGGGAGGCUAUACCUGA
Molecule: messenger RNA, 636 nt
Organism: Manduca sexta (tobacco hornworm)
Lineage: Eukaryota; Metazoa; Arthropoda; Insecta; Lepidoptera; Sphingidae
Product: QRFP-like peptide receptor
Exons: 4
Coding region: 1-636 (211 amino acids)
Biological process (GO): G protein-coupled receptor signaling pathway
Cellular component (GO): membrane
Molecular function (GO): peptide binding; G protein-coupled receptor activity
Source: RefSeq, a predicted model, not a curated record